ACAAUCCAUUUUUCAUUACUCAUCUUCCUUCUCUUUCUCAUCCAAACUCACAAAACAUGUCGGCCGCCGCCGCCGCCGCCACCACUCAUCCUUCAAUCGCCAAUCCAUUCUCCAUCGCCACCUCCAAAUCUUCCAAUUUCAUACCCUCAUUCUCCCUUCCAAUCUCUCAUUCCAAAUCAUCUCUUCGCCGCCGCCUCAUAAUCUCAAAUAUCAUUUCCGGAUCCAAUCCAGCACCACCCAUCACAAUCUCCCCACCUGAACCAUUCAAAUCCAGAUUCGCUCCAAACGAACCCAGAAAAGGGUCUGACGUCCUCGUUGAAGCUCUUGAAAGAGAAGGUGUAACAAAUGUAUUCGCUUACCCAGGCGGUGCAUCAAUGGAGAUCCAUCAAGCUUUAACUCGAUCCAAAACAAUCAGAAACAUUCUCCCUCGUCAUGAACAGGGUGGAGUUUUUGCUGCAGAGGGUUACGCUAGAGCUUCCGGCAUUCCCGGAGUUUGCAUCGCUACCUCCGGCCCCGGCGCUACUAAUCUCGUCAGUGGCCUUGCUGAUGCUUUACUUGAUAGCGUUCCAUUAAUCGCGAUAACAGGACAAGUUCCUAGAAGAAUGAUUGGAACUGAUGCGUUUCAGGAAACACCCAUUGUUGAGGUAACGAGAUCGAUUACUAAACAUAAUUAUCUUGUUCUUGAUGUUGAAGAUAUACCCAGGAUUGUUAAAGAAGCUUUCUUUUUAGCUUCUUCUGGUAGACCUGGACCUGUUUUAAUUGAUAUACCUAAAGAUAUUCAACAACAGCUUGUAGUACCAAAUUGGGAUCAACCCAUGAGCUUACCUGGUUAUACAUCGAGAUUACCUAAACCACCAAACCCUACCCAUUUAGAACAGAUCAUUAGAUUGAUAUCCGAGUCGAAAAAACCAGUUCUUUACGUGGGUGGUGGUUGUUUGAAUUCCAGUGAAGAGCUGAAGAAAUUCGUUGAACUUACAGGAAUUCCAGUUGCUAGUACCUUAAUGGGUCUUGGAUCAUACCCAUGUACUGAAGAUUUAUCGCUUCAUAUGUUAGGAAUGCACGGAACCUAUUACGCGAAUUACGCAGUCGAUAAAGCCGAUCUUUUACUAGCGUUUGGUGUUCGAUUCGACGAUAGGGUUACAGGUAAGCUCGAGGCUUUUGCCAGCAGGGCGAAGAUUGUUCAUAUCGAUAUUGAUUCAGCUGAAAUUGGUAAGAACAAGCAGCCUCACGUGUCUGUUUGUGGUGACAUUAAGUUAGCUUUAACAGGAUUAAACGAGAUUAUCGAAACUAAACAAGUAGACAGUAAGCUCGAUUUUUCUCAAUGGAGAAACGAGCUUCAAGAACAAAAGACGAAGUUCCCUUUAACCUAUAAAACAUUCGGAGACUCGAUUCCUCCUCAAUACGCGAUUCAGCUUCUCGACGAAUUAACCGAAGGAAAUGCGAUUGUAAGUACGGGCGUCGGUCAGCAUCAAAUGUGGGCUGCUCAACAUUACAAAUACCGUAAUCCUCGUCAAUGGUUGACUUCUAGCGGUUUAGGGGCGAUGGGUUUCGGUUUACCUUCUGCGAUGGGAUCUGCAGUUGCUAAACCUGAUUCGAUUAUUGUUGAUAUUGAUGGGGAUGGAAGUUUUAUGAUGAAUGUUCAGGAAUUAGCGACAAUUCGAGUGGAAAACCUUCCGGUUAAGAUAAUGUUGUUAAAUAAUCAGCAUUUGGGGAUGGUUGUUCAAUGGGAGGAUCGCUUUUACAAAGCGAACCGGGCUCAUACUUAUUUAGGAAACCCUGAGAAUGAAUCGGAGAUAUUUCCGAAUAUGUUGAAGUUUGCGGAGGCUUGUGAUGUACCAGCUGCUAGGGUUUCGAAGAUUGGGGAUUUGAGGGCGGCGAUUCAGAAGAUGUUGGAUACUCCAGGACCUUAUUUGUUGGAUGUGAUAGUUCCUCAUCAAGAACAUGUCUUGCCUAUGAUUCCAAGUGGUGGUGCUUUCAAAGAUGUUAUUAAUGAAGGUGAUGGAAGAAUAAAGUAUUGAUCUUGUUUUUGUUAUCUUAGAGUAAUAAAUAUAUUGUAUGUAGAAUUGAUCUGGGUUAUUGUUCUUUUUUCCUGUUUUAUUGACUGUUUUGUUGUGGGAUUUUAUGAUGUUUUUUGAACUGGUUUUGCUUUAAGUUUUGAUGCUCUUGAUCCUUGAAUGUUUUUGUAAUUGAUCAAGCUUGAGGUUU
Molecule: messenger RNA, 2205 nt
Organism: Impatiens glandulifera
Lineage: Eukaryota; Viridiplantae; Streptophyta; Magnoliopsida; Ericales; Balsaminaceae
Product: acetolactate synthase 2, chloroplastic-like
Exons: 1
Coding region: 57-2018 (653 amino acids)
Biological process (GO): L-valine biosynthetic process
Cellular component (GO): acetolactate synthase complex
Molecular function (GO): magnesium ion binding; flavin adenine dinucleotide binding; thiamine pyrophosphate binding
Source: RefSeq, a predicted model, not a curated record